Messenger RNA from Stylophora pistillata, 4506 nucleotides. Its product is annotated as solute carrier family 12 member 2. Gene Ontology annotation, molecular function: sodium:potassium:chloride symporter activity. Gene Ontology annotation, cellular component: membrane. NCBI's taxonomy places the organism in Eukaryota, Metazoa, Cnidaria, Anthozoa, Scleractinia, Pocilloporidae. The record is from RefSeq and is a predicted model, not a curated record. Gene Ontology annotation, biological process: potassium ion import across plasma membrane; chloride ion homeostasis; cell volume homeostasis.
UCUCCUGUGAUACGUAAAAGUAAUUUUUCUUUUCAAAAUACAUGAUAUUGUUGUGAUAAAGAUUCUUGUGCCUCUUAUUUACUUUUCUUUUCUUCUGCAUUAAGUUAGUUCUAACUGCCCUAAAGUUCUUGUCUUCUCCUGCUUCGUUCUCAGCCGUUCCGACUGUUCCGACGUUCCUAUUUUUCAGGCCUCUGAUCUUAGAUUUCCGGUAUCCCUUGACACCUCAGAUGCAAGCGCGGCAGAUUUUGUCCCUGAUCGACCGGUUGAUCACAACAAGACUGGCGUGCAGAGCAGGCGUAAUUUUAACGAUCAGGCAGCUUACUGUCGGAUUUUAAACAUUUUAGCCAGUGUCAUCAACUGAUCAACAUGUCUGAUGAGGUGGUGAAGAGGCCCGAUGAAGAAAAGUGCGACACAAACGCAGAAGAAAGCCCAAGGAUACAAGCCGUUGAAGAUGGCGGCGAGUCAACAGAGCCGAAAAAAAAAUUUUCAGUUCUGAAGGUGAAAUUUGGACCAGAACCUUCUGGAGACACUAACGGAGAAGACUCGAAUGAAUCUCCUCCACCAUCCAGUCCGAUCAAAAGCCCGCAAACCCCUGAUAUGUACACUACCAACGAAGCCAUUCCCAUGACUAUCUUUUAUCGCAGUCAGCACUCCCACGGACAGGGUGGAAAACAACGGCCUACACUGCAGCAGCUACGUAAAGGCCUAGAAAAUGACAAGGCAGAAUUUACAGAGGAACCUGCCCCUCUGGAUGAUAGCAAAUUAGAGGAUGGCCAGGAUUCUAUAGAAAUAAGAAAUGCAAAGAGUGCACCAAAGUUUGGUUGGAUCAAAGGCGUGCUUUUUGGCUGUCUCCUCAACAUUUGGGGUGUGAUGCUUUAUUUACGACUCUCCUGGGUAGUGGGACAAGCUGGGAUAGCCUUGGCUUCUGUCAUUGUAAUUUUGUCUGCAGUGGUAACUACAAUGACAACAUUAUCAUUGUCCGCAGUUUGUACCAAUGGUGAAGUCAAAGGAGGUGGUGCUUAUUAUCUCAUCUCCCGCAGUCUAGGACCUGAGUUUGGAGGUUCCAUUGGGAUAAUCUUCUCAGUGGCUAGUGCUGUGGCAACAGCAAUGUAUGUGGUUGGUUUUGCAGAAACAGUGCGCGAUAUUCUCAGAGACAACGGCUCCCUUAUGGUAGAUGAGUCCAAUGACAUUCGUAUUGUAGGCCUCAUAACUGUUGUCAUUUUGCUCGGCAUCACCAUGAUUGGGUUGGAAUGGGUCGUACGUGCACAAAUGUUACUACUUAUAGUGCUAGUUAUUUCCAUUCUUAAUGUGCUGAUUGGAACUUUCAUUGGACCACAGUCUGUCGAAAGCCGAAGUAGAGGUUUUGUUGGGUACCAAAAGGAAAUGUUUGAGACCAACUUUGCACCCGGUUACAAAGGCGAGAGUUUCUUUUCUGUCUUUUCAGUGUUCUUUCCUGCUGCAACAGGGAUUUUAGCUGGGGUGAAUAUAUCUGGUGAUCUCAAAGAUGUGCACAAGGCUGUUCCCAAGGGAACCUUGCUGGCUAUUUUAAUCAGCACCCUUGUGUACAUCAUGCUGGCCUGGUUUGUUGGUGGAUGUGUCGAGAGGGAAGCCCUGGGGUUUGUGCAGGAGGUUUUGCAAAAUACAACAAAUGAGACUUUGGCUUCUUGUUUAGAACAGGAGUGUAAAUAUGGGCUUCUAAAUAAUUUUCAGGUUAUGGAGGAGGUGUCCGGUUGGGGUCCAAUUGUAACAGCGGGAAUCUUUGCAUCCACUUUGUCCUCUGCACUUGCGAGUCUUGUUGGAGCACCUAAAGCAUUCCAGGCAGUUUGCAAAGACCAGCUUUUUCCUUACAUAGAUUUCUUUGGCGUUGGUUAUGGACCUGGCAAUGAACCUCGAAGGGGCUACAUUUUGGCUUUCUUUGUGGCGGCAGCGUUUAUCGCCAUCGGAGAUCUAAACGUGAUUGCCCCUAUCAUUUCCAACUUUUUUCUCAUUGUUUACGCCCUCAUCAACUACGCCGUGUUUGCUGCCUCGUUGUCGCGUUCUCCGGGAUGGCGGCCCUCUUUUAAAUACUACAACAUGUGGGUGUCGCUGUUAGGGGCUAUGCUGUGUAUCGCUAUGAUGUUCCUUAUCAACUGGUGGGCCGCACUGUUGACAAUUUUCAUUGUGCUGAUGUUGUACAAAUAUGUCGACUUUACCAAACCUAAGGUGAAUUGGGGAUCAUCUGCGCAAGCGUACACUUUUGUGCAGGCAUUGCGCUACACUCGCCGGUUGGAUGGAAUCGGUCAUCACGUGAAAAACUUCCGUCCACAUUGUUUAGUGCUAACAGGGCAUCCACAGGACCGACCCAACCUGACAUACGUGGUGUCUCAGAUCACUAAAAACGUCAGUCUUAUGGUGUACGGUAAUGUGGUUAUUAAGGAACAUUUUGAAACGCUCCCUGAAGACGAAUCGGAUGCUAAGUGGAUGAGAGAACACAAGAUGAAAGCUUUCCGCGCUGUGACCACAGCGCGCAGUCUCCGCGAGGGUGUGCAGUCCAUGAUUCACCUCACCGGACUGGGAAAGAUGCGGCCAAACACUGUUGUCAUGGGCUUCAAAAAGAACUGGACAGAUAAGAGGUACUUAAGUGAGGUAGUCGACUACCUUGGCGUUAUUAACGACGUCUUCGAGCACAGAUAUGGGCUGGUCAUUCUUCGAAUGAAUGACGAACAGAAGAAAAAAUUCAUCGUUGAGACGGUGGAUGAAAGCUCCUCGUCGGAUUCAGACUCGAUUAUAGACGAAGACGAGUAUUCUAAGCCCAAAAGUUUUUCUGUUGCGAAAAGGUCAACGAAAGAAGAGAGGGAAAGUCUUACCAGCCCUGAUAAGACGUCUGAGCCAACUUCCGAGUCUUCUCCGACACCAGAGGUCAAGAUCGCUUUGAAAGAGAAACAAAGUGGAACAAUCGAUGUCUGGUGGUUGUACGAUGACGGUGGGCUGACAGUUUUGUUGCCUUACCUACUGACACUUCACCGCGCCUGGAAGAAAUGCAAAUUGAGGUUUUUCUCGGCUAACAUUCGUUCCAAGCACGAGGUGAAUCCGCAAGGGUUGCGCAUGGCAAACUUGUUGAAGAAGUUCCGCUUUGACGCUAGCUGCGUCGAGCAAGUUGAAGUCAACGAGCCGCCCUCGAAGGAGAGUAUCGAUGCUUUCAGACGUCUGCCAGUUAAAGAGGAGCUCGGAGAAGAGCCUAUCAAAGACCAGAAAGUUCUAAGAACGAUUCGCAUCGGAGAACUCGUGCGGAAGCACUGCUCAGCGGACACAAGGUUGGUUGUAAUCUCCAUCCCAGUCCCCGUCACGGACGUCACAACCCCUCUGAUGUAUAUGAGUUGGCUUGAGGUGAUGUCCGCUGACCUACCGCCGGUGCUGCUCGUACGUGGCAAUCAGACCAAUGUGUUGACAUUCUAUUCUUAGUCAAGACUUAAAUUUUUGGUCAUAGACCUUUGUACAUAGUGUCCUGUAAAGGCGUUUAUGUUUCUUUUGAUGGUUUGACGAACACUGCUCAUAGCAAUAACUACUUGUGGUAGAACAAAGAAAGCGAAAGUGAUACGAAGAAUCUUAUCCCUUUCAAGGAAUUUUGCUAUGAGUGAACUGAUUAAACUAAAGUUCGGUUUGUGAGACUUGAACGUAAUUUCUUCCAUGAUUCAACUAUGUCAUAGCUUCCACCGUUGUGUCAAAAACACUUUCAAAAUUGUAUCCUAAUGGCUUUAGCAUCUGAACAGUUUACGUCGUAGAAGUUAAUUUGUGCAAACGUCUUACCUGCGUUCCAUAUUUAGGAUCAUUUGGAACUGUUGAGAAGAAAUAUUUUAGGGGGACCCCUCUCAUGAAACACCUUCAAGUCGUCAUGGGGUAUUUUUUGUUUUUUGUUUAAGGGCACAGAUAAGUGGUCGCAUUAGCAAGGUGUUAUAAUACCUUUUGGUUAGGAAUUUCUAAAAUAUUUUGAAAAACACCAAGAUUGGUUUGUCUGUCACGAUUUUUGGAUGAAAUCACCAUUUCAUACAAAACACCGGAGUUUUACACGUAAAUAACAAAAUGCACUCGCGUCCAUGCGAUUUCUCAUACGUACUGGAAUAUAAUGCUUAAAGUUGAAACAAUUUGAAAAAUAAUCAGUUAUUAGUCAAGAAGUAAACUCUAGGUGAAUCGCCAUUAAUUUCAAGCAUCGCUUUAUCACUUCGUACACGUUGUCCAGAAGAUAUCAGAGGCACUCGGUGAUAAUCAUGACAGUGUACUGAUAAUUAGUAACGUAUCGCAAGUUGUCCCACUCAAAACCACGUCCAAGUGAUGUUGAUGAAGGGAAUGUCACGUGGUUGUCCCAGUGUAAAAGACAUUUUCCGAUAGGGUAAAAUGAUAUACAAAUAUUUUAAGCCUGUGUCGAGGCUUUGUAUUAAUUAAGCGAUUUCUUCUGCCAUAACAAUUGGCACCACGUAAUAUAUUUUAGCAGUAAAAAUUAAACAAGGAAAUUAAACUUGAUUUAGCAAA